AUGACUUCAUCCCUUAAUGCUCAAACUCUGGGCGUUCCAGGAACCUCCUGUCACCAGCCACAGAUCACAGCAUUCCCCUGUCCUCUGGCAACAGAUCUUCAAAGACAAGGAGGGAAGGAAUGCCAGCGAAAACAGGAGGUGGGAGAAGACUUCUACCUCAGUCUGCAAAGAUCUGUUGGAAGUCUUCCCGCCUGUCAUGCUCUUCUGCCUUCUCCUGCUAAAUCCAGCUCUAGAAAAUGCUGCUUCUAUCUAUUCGUCAUCGUCAGAUGGCCCGUGAAUGCUCCUUAUCUUAACUCUAUCAAGAGAAGACAGAAAGCCCUGGGAUGUUCCCGAAGCAAACCCCUCCUCCUCGGCGCGUUAAUUGUGCACUGCACGAACAGGCUGGGUGGCCAGUGGGCCUGUGCACAGGCUAUUCUCAUCGGGACCCUUCCAAACACUUGUCAGCGUUUCCUGGUCAACCAGCGGGAGGCAGACACCAUUCUGCAUCAAGGUAGCCCAGCUCAGCAGGGUCAGCAGAGGCACUUCAGAGUCAAGGAGAACUUCCCCAUCCCAACUUUUAUGGACAAACGGAGGGACAUUUUGUUUGCAGAAGCGAAUCAAACAAAAAACUGCAUUCGUGUUCCAGAUGAGGCUCACAGAAACCGAGAAGAGCUGAAACAGAGGCGAGGCGAGACAAUGAAGAGAUCUGCGGGCUGGGACCCUAAGUGAGGCAGAGGGGACAAUGGCAGGCGGUCGCGGCGGGGACAGC
This is a messenger RNA of Pteropus alecto (black flying fox), 748 nucleotides long. RefSeq lists its product as uncharacterized. NCBI's taxonomy places the organism in Eukaryota, Metazoa, Chordata, Mammalia, Chiroptera, Pteropodidae. The transcript has 4 exons. Bases 1 to 708 code for a protein of 235 amino acids. The record is from RefSeq and is a predicted model, not a curated record.